Myripristis murdjan (pinecone soldierfish) is the source of this 2045-nucleotide messenger RNA. RefSeq names its product single-strand selective monofunctional uracil DNA glycosylase. The record is from RefSeq and is a predicted model, not a curated record. Gene Ontology annotation, biological process: base-excision repair. NCBI's taxonomy places the organism in Eukaryota, Metazoa, Chordata, Actinopteri, Holocentriformes, Holocentridae. The coding region runs from base 128 to 976 and encodes 282 amino acids. Gene Ontology annotation, molecular function: single-strand selective uracil DNA N-glycosylase activity; oxidized pyrimidine nucleobase lesion DNA N-glycosylase activity. The transcript has 2 exons.
AAUGGUGUCCAACAGGGGACAGUAACAAAACUUACCUCUUAUAAUGAAAAUAGUCUUGGUAAGUAUACGGUUUUAGGCUGCGUUUUUUGUCUCAGAGACCUGUCACAUAACGCUUUAACAGCCAGACAUGUCGAGCGAUAACACGACCGAUAAUGAGACGGGGGGUUUCGCUAAAGGAGACCAGGAGAAGAGGGAGGUGGGACUGCCUUUGUGCAAACCAGUUUCGGAAAACAGCACAGCAUCUGACAAGUUUCUCCAGGUGGAGCUGGAGCUGAACGUCCACCUCGGUCGCCUGGUGUUUGGAGAGCCUGUCCACUACAUUUACAACCCCCUGGAGUACGCCUGGGACACACACCACUGCUACGUGAAGAAGUACUGUCACGGUGGACAGAGUGUCCUCUUUUUGGGGAUGAACCCUGGACCUUUCGGCAUGGCUCAGACAGGGGUCCCCUUCGGUGAGGUCAGCUCAGUCCGUGAUUGGCUCAAGAUAACAGGAGAGGUCGGUCACCCCGCUGACGAGCAUCCAAAGCGGCGUAUCACGGGCCUCGCCUGUACCCAGAGUGAAGUGAGUGGCGCACGUUUCUGGGGCUUCUUCAGAAAGCUGUGUGGCGAGCCGGCUGUGUUCUUCCGCCACUGCUUUGUGCACAACCUGUGCCCGCUCAUUUUCAUGGCUGCCAGUGGCAAGAACCUGACCCCGCCUGAGCUGCCCGCAGGGGAACGUGAGGCCCUGCUGGCCCUCUGUGACACCGCACUGUGUCAGGCAGUGGAGGCGCUGGGUGUCACCAUGGUGAUCGGAGUGGGGAAGGUAGCAGAGCAGCGGGCGCGGCGAGCUCUCUCCGCAGCAGGUAUUAAGGUCAGAGUCGAGGGCAUCAUGCACCCGUCCCCAAGGAACCCUCUGGCUAAUAAGGGCUGGGAAGGAGUAGCCAAAGCCAAGUUGGCAGAACUGGGUGUCCUGUCACUGCUAAGCAACACGUGAUUUAAUUGGCCUGCUCUGACACUUGCUUCAUCAACAGCAGUGUUUGUAGCGCACGAGCUCUGGCGGUCGAUCAGGAUAUGAGGUGUUGCCUUAAUGGGUGACUCACUGAACUGCUGUCCUUAGCAAGUUCACAUUUCACCUCUGAACUCCAUGAGGUGACAACUCUGUCUGUCUAAGCAAACAGUCCCCUGCUCUGAAAAGGCUGGUGCCAACAUGACGAGUACAGCCCUAUACACAAAUUCCCUCCAGCUCUGCCUUUACAAAUUGCCGUUUUCUUGAUCUGGCAUUAUUGCAUUUCCAGGAUUGUCGUUUCUUAUGUUGUCUGUCUGUAUCUACCUCUGCAUUUUGAGAUGGGUUUCCUGCAAGGUACAGUGGGACGGUGUAGCUUUGUGCAUGGAGUACAGCACUUUCACUGUACUGUACACACUAAUGGUACUGUAAGAGGUGUCAUAUACAUGUGACAACUCAGGAUGCUCAUGAAUCAUCCGUCUUCUUUGUAAGUUAAUCACAUCAUUCAAACUUAUUAAAUCAUCAGUCAUUGCGGUGCAUUUAAUCUCAAGUAGAGAUGGUAUUCUUGAGAGGAAGUCCUGUAGUCAUUGUCCAAAGGCCCAUGAGUAUCUCUAAUGUGUAAUUUACCUAAAAAGAAAAAGGUAGUUAAGACUUUGCAGCGUAUAUCAAUGUGAUCUGGCUGCGGUUCCCAAAUAAAGAAUUCAGUUCAGCACACUCCUACUAAAAUGCAAAUAAUCAAAUUCAGUUUGUAGUGCUCUUUUAAAUUGUCAGCUCAGCUCAGGAAAAAACAAUUAACAAACACACAUGCACUUUGCAGACAUCUGGAGAUUAGUGUUCAGAGAUAAAUACGCUAGUAUGAUGAAGAAACUUCUCAAAAUAUGACUCCAAGUCACUCUUGUGGACUGCUGUGCUGUUAUUGAGUAUCAUUUUUGUAAUUUGUUUGUAUUGCUAUCAGUUAUUUUGAUGAUGUGUUUUAUUCAUUUACUUUUUGAUACACUACUGUUUUACCUACUACUCUUUUGGUUACAUUGGAAUUACACUGCACAAGUGUAAAGGUUAA